UGGGAUCGAAAGGGUUUUCCCUCCACUGGAGUGAGCAUCCCUUUCGGUGCUUUGGAAUCCGUGGCCAAGGGAAAACGAUCCUUCGGAAUGGCCAUCUACGAUAUGUACCAAUCCACAAAGGAACCGGUGAUUGGAAUGUAUCUCACCUUGAGACCUGCUCUCCUAAUCCGAGAUGCUCAACUGGCUCACAAUGUGUUGGUCAAGGACUUUGCCAGUUUCCAUGAUCGAGGUAUUUAUGUGGAUGAGAAGAACGAUCCCAUGUCGGCGAGCCUGUUCCAGCUGCAAGGAGCUAGCUGGAGGGCCCUACGAAUUAAGCUGACGCCCUCUUUUACCUCCGGAAAAUUGAAGGCUAUGUUCGCGACCUCCGAUUCUGUGGGGGAUAAGUUAGUAGCCAGCAUGAAGGCACAACUACCUGAAACGGGCAGCAAGGAGUUGGAACUCAAAAAGUUAAUGGCAACCUAUGCCAUCGAUAUUAUUGCCACGACCAUUUUUGGCCUUGAUAUUGACAGUUUUGCAGAUCCCAACAAUGAAUUCCAGGCUAUUAGCAAAAAGCUGAAUCGUAAGCAUUUCGAAGAUAUUAUUCGUGGAGCUGCUAGUUUCCUCUUUCCCGGCCUUGAGAAGUUCUUCGUGCAAAUCGGCUGGAAACAGGAGGCCACUGAAAGGAUGCGUCGUUUGUCCCACAGAACCGUCGAUCUCCGAGAGGAGAACAAUAUAGAGCGUAAGGAUUUGCUGCAACUCCUUUUGCAACUCCGCAAUCAGGGAAAGAUCAACACUGAUGAUUCCGUUUGGUCAGCGGAGAGUACUAAGAAUGGUGUGAAAUCAAUGUCAAAGGAUGUGAUUGCCGGCCAGCUACUCCUGUUCUACAUUGCGGGCUAUGAGACGACCGCCUCUACAGCCGCCUUCACUCUGUACGAGCUCACCCAAAACCCAGAGGUGAUGGAAAAGGCCAAGGAGGAUGUGCGUAGGGCCAUCGAAAAGCACGGCGGAAAGCUGACCUACGAUGCCAUCUCGGACAUGAAGUACCUGGAGGCCUGUGUUCUCGAGACUGCCCGCAAAUACCCGGCUCUUCCAUUGCUAAACAGAAUUUGCACUCAGGACUAUCCUGUACCCCAUAGCAAACUAGUGAUCCGAAAGGGCACACCAGUUAUAAUCUCCGUUAUCGGAAUGCAUCGCGAUGCCGAGUACUUCCCCGAUCCGCUUAGCUAUCAACCAGAACGCUAUCUGGAGGAUAACAAAAACUUCAACCAAGCGGCCUACAUGCCUUUUGGCGAGGGGCCCAGGAUGUGCAUCGGCGCACGCAUGGGAAAGGUGAAUGUGAAGAUAGCGAUUGCCAAGGUUUUGUCUAAUUUCGAUCUGGAGAUCCGCAAGGAAAAGAGUGAGAUUGAGUUCGGAGUCAAUGGAGUGCCGUUGAUGCCAAAAUCAGGUGUUCCUGUGCGUCUUUCUCUGAAAAAGUAGUCCUCAAGAUGACGUUCUUAAUCCCACAAUAAAACUUAGUAAAUCCUUUAAUAAAUCUGCAUUGUUAGUUAAUAAAUAUUUGGUGGUGGAGUCAUAGACUUUUUAAAACGACUUUAAAAUAAAUAUCUACAUCGUAUUACUGGCGUGU
This is a messenger RNA of Drosophila takahashii, 1603 nucleotides long. The record is from RefSeq and is a predicted model, not a curated record. Lineage: Eukaryota; Metazoa; Arthropoda; Insecta; Diptera; Drosophilidae.